Gymnodraco acuticeps is the source of this 2188-nucleotide messenger RNA. RefSeq names its product family with sequence similarity 219 member Ab (gene fam219ab). The transcript is spliced from 6 exons. Bases 208 to 993 code for a protein of 261 amino acids. The record is from RefSeq and is a predicted model, not a curated record. NCBI's taxonomy places the organism in Eukaryota, Metazoa, Chordata, Actinopteri, Perciformes, Bathydraconidae.
UGUUUCAAUAGGAACACUAACUUUAAUUACAUUGAAUUAAUAAAGUACAAUAUUUGCCUGACAUUAGGAGGAGUAGUAAAGUAGGCUAUCUUGAACUUGUAUUAAAGUAGGCUACUUAAAAAUCUUCUCGCUGUCAUCAUAACUCAAUUAGCUUGGGACUACUUUUGUCCUCUUUCAACGGCCCCUUCUGGGUCCCUCGACCCUAGCAUGGAAUCCCCUACCCGGAAAUGGGUGUUGGAGCCACCGUCACACCACCGUCGACACACUGCCUGCUGGGAUGAGGCUCGCCACCGGAGAACUACAGAGAUUUCUACACAUCUGAGAUCGUUUCACAAUCUCUGCGAUAACUCGUCGAAACCCCCCGAUACAAACACACAGUUUCCACAGGAAGGAGGACCGAGGCGCGCUGCCAACAUGAUGGAAGAAAAAGACAGAUUCCAGGUGCCCAGUGCCGUGCAGGAAGCAGAGAUGCAGGCGGAGAUGCAGCCGCUGGACCCGGCCUCGUCCACGGCUUCAGAGGCGGACUCCGACACCCGAGAGGGGGAACCUGUCACCAUCAACUACAAGCCCUCUCCCCUGCAGAGGAAAAUAGAGAAACAGAGAGAUCUGGCUAGGAAGGGCUCAUUGAAGAACGGCACGGCUGUAGGAAGUCCCGUGAACCAGCAGCCGAAGAAGAACAACGUCAUGGCUCGCACACGGUUGGUAGUGCCUAACAAAGGCUACUCCUCUUUAGACCAGAGCCCAGAUGAGAAGCCCUUGGUGGCCAUAGACACAGACAGUGAUGAUGAUUUUGACAUGUCUAGAUACUCAUCGUCAGGAUACUCCUCUGCUGAGCAAAUCAAUCAGGAUCUGAACAUCCAGCUGCUGAAAGAUGGUUACCGCCUAGACGAGAUCCCCGACGACGAGGACCUGGAUCUGAUCCCGCCUAAAUCAGUCAACCCCACCUGCAUGUGCUGCCAGGCCACCUCCUCCACCACCUGUCAAAUACAGUAACCCCGCCCCUCUGACCUUCUGCCCCCCCCCGUCCCCCUUUCACACAAUAUAACCCCCAAUCUUCAUCUGCUGUGAGUUUACUUCGCCUACACAGUGGUGACAGUGAAGUAUUGGUAGAGUAUUUUAAUGACAGUUAAGUGCUAUGAUGACAAUGAGGAGUAAUCCGAUUAACAUAUAGAGUAUUUGGUUUAACAUAUAGGAGAAGGAAGACAGUUGAAAAUAUUCAAUGUAUUUAAGUAGAAGUGGUGGUUUCCUCCUAUGGUAGGACGUGUUCGAGAGCCCUUCUCCUGGUGAACAUGAUGUAACACACUAAUAUUAGUGGACAGAAGGUCAAUUGAUGCUAUAAAGAGAAAUCCAUUUCCCUGAAGAAUAACAAACAUCAUAACUGAUGACUCAACGGUUUCUUUCUGGGUUGCAUUUUUCUAGUUUUUUUAAUUUUGUUUUUAUUUAAUGCUUUCCUUUUUUUAAGACUGAUGAUACUUUUGAUUGUAUGUGCUGACAUGGAGAUGUUUUAGAGGUGUGGAGUAGCGGAUAUCUGGUACCAUAUUCAUUGUACUGUACGGGGUUGUUAUGUAGCACAGGUUGCACUCAUUCACUCACCCUCAACACUUAUUGGCUGGAUAUGUUUAAGGCAGAGUUUAGAGAUGAACCUGUGAACAUGAAUGGCUUAGGAACUAAUUGCAUGAAGAGCACUGGACUGAUACAUAAGUUGAAAAUAAAAAGGAAGUAGCUGGUUGCACAUUUCAUUUCUGCCCUAUUUUGAUUGUGCAACCUCUUGACUGGUAUUGUUUGAAUUUGCACAUUUUUUCUUUUGUUGGGCUCACAUCUGUGUUCUCUUCCCUGCAUAGCAGUGACAGUGUCUUAUCUGAAAUGAACUGUGUCAAAAGGGAAAGAUUACAUAUCGCUGCACGACCCUCUAACACAUGAUACACAUGUUAUCAAGGCCAAAGGAACGUGGGGUGACCUUAAGAUAGAUUUUUCCUUAAACACUGCUGUACACCCCAUAGUAUAUAUAUUCUCCAUCACUGGACACUUUUCCCCAUAUCUGUUUGAUAAAUAAAGGAUUUUAAAGAGAGCACACAGACAUAUGCAUGUAUACUGACAUACAAUGCCAACAUAGUGUCCGUUUCUCAAUAUCGAGCCACUAUUUCAAGUAUACUACGUCAUCGAGUGGCGCCGAAUGCUGGGCAUGCAU